CCCGAUCAGUUUAUGCCAGUUUGUCUAUAAGAUCAUAACCAAAAUCAUGGCAGGGAGACUCGCUACGAUGCUUCCCCAGAUCAUCUCGGAGGGACAAAAUGCCUUCAUUCGGGAACGCCAGAUCAUUGAUAAUGUCCUUCUCGGGCAUGAGUUGAUGCAUUACCUAAAAAUCAAAACCCGAGGUAAGAAAGGCUACAUGGCUCUAAAGGUUGACAUGGAAAAGGCCUAUGAUAGAGUUGAGUGGGCCUUUCUUCUUGGCGUUUUGGAUAAAAUGGGAUUCAGCUCUGUCUGGAGAGAUUGGAUCCAUGAAUGUCUCAGAUCUUCGUCGUUUACUAUUCUUAUGAAUGGGAACCCCUCUGGUUAUUUUUCUCCGACUAGAGGACUCCGCCAGGGCGACCCCCUAUCCCCUUUGCUUUUUGUUAUCUGCACUGAGGGUUUUGCGGCUCUGCUUCGGCAAGCAAUUUCUGAGAAGCGGCUGGAAGGAGUUAAGGUUGCCCCUCGGGCUCCCAGGAUCUCUCACCUCUUCUUUGAUGAUGACUCCUACUUAUUCCUUCGGGGCACUCUUCAGGAAUGUGAGAACCUGAUAACAGUCUUGAAUGAAUAUGAGGAACUCAGUGGCCAGAGGGUAAACCUGGGAAAGUCAGCGGUUUGCUUUAGUAAGAACGUUUCGUUGCCUGAUCAAGAGUUCCUGGCCCAGAUUCUGGGGGUUGGGGCGGUCGGAGUUCAUGAUAAGUAUUUAGGAUUGCCCACCCUCAUAGCUCGAUCAAAGAUGGCUACCUUUCGGUACCUGGAGGAGAAAUUGCUGGAACGGCUUCAGGGGUGGAAGCAGCGCACGCUUUCUUGGGCGGCUAAAGAGACUUUGAUUAAAUCAAUAGCGCUAGCUUUACCUCUACACGUCAUGUCCUGUUUCAGACUCCCACUUUCCCUGUGUCGUCUUCUUGACAAGCAUGUGACGCGUUUCUGGUGGGGUGAUGAGGAAGGGCAUUCUCGAAUUCGGUGGGUCUCUUGGCGUAACAUGUGCAGAAGUAAGCACGAAGGGGGUAUGGGCUUUCGCCGAUUUGAGCAGUUUAAUCAGGCCCUCUUAGCGAAAAUUGGAUGGCGUAUCCUUACUGAACCGGAUUCUUUGUUAGCUCAGGUGUACAAAGGGAAGUAUUUUCCGAAUUCCUCCUUCCGCUCGGCUACGGCUAGAUCCCGUCCGUCUUGGGGAUGGCAAGGUGUCCUUUAUGGUCGUCAGCUGCUAGAGAAGGGGUUACGUUGGCAGAUAGGGAAUGGGCAAGCUGCUUCUCUCCUUCACUCUAAUUGGAGUCCGCGGGUACACCCCUGGCCGGUGCGGUUUAACCCCCGGGUGCUGCCGGAAGGUGGGGACCCGACUGUGUCUGAAAUAAUCAGUCUGGAGGGCGGGUGCUGGGCGGAGGAGAAACUUACUCAGUGGUUUGACCCGGAUACGUGUAAUGCAAUCAGAGCUAUUCCCCUGCCGCGGCAGAAUUUAGAGGAUAGAUUGAUCUGGCAUGCCACGACUGAUGGGGUAUUCACUGUGAAGUAUGCCUAUCAUUUAGCAGUUUCAAUCGAGAGAAGUAAUGGUCGGUGGCGCCAAUUGGCAGGAUGGAUGGACAAACCUAGCUGGAUUCGCUUGUGGGAGGCUAAUAUCCCUCCUAAGUUAAAGGACUUCUGCUGGCAAAUCUUUAAUAGAAUCCUCCCAACCACUGAAGCUCUUCGGGAGAAAGGAGUGGAGGUUCUCCCUCGGUGCCCGGUCUGCUGGGCGGAAUCUGAAACCAUGGAACAUUUGUUUCUGGAGUGUCCAGUGGCGCGCGCCCUUUGGGAUUUAUCGGGUUUGGAAUAUCUUGGCCAAGGGUUGCCUCGGCAUACGUUUCCCUUUUUCCUCAAGCGAUUGAUGGCGUUAGUGCCCCAGGCCCCUCUGUUUAUGAAAGUUGUGGCUGUUCUUUGGAGGAUUUGGCGAUCUAGGAACUGGGUAGUCUUUGAGGGCAAACAGUUUGGGAUCCCGGCCUUGAUUCGACAAUUUAACCAACAAUUUGAGGAAUGGGUUAGCCUGCCUAUCGAUCGCCCCCAGCCGCUGUUGGCUCCUCUCCCAGGACCUCAGUCGUUGGUUUCCACUGGGCAAGCCUCGUGUAGAUGGGAUGGGGCGACGAUGUCUGGUUCUCAUUCGGCGGGUGGGAUGGUGUUGGUGGAUGCUAAUGGGGAUCCGGUCUUGGCUGCAGGAUUUCAGAUCCCUCAUAUUGAUAGUCCUCCGGUUGUCGAGUUGUUGGUUCUUCGUGAGGCCAUUAGGUGGUGCCUCAGCUUGGGCUUUACAGAGGUACAGUUUGAAGGCGACGCCAAAGUCAUUAUUGAUAAACUCAAUAGGGCGGAUGCAGGUGAUAGCCAGAUGGGAGCAAUUCUGCAAGAAGUUGUAAAUCUUUUAGCUGUCCACUCUGGUUUUUGUGUACGGUUUAUAGGUCGGAGUAACAAUAGGGUAGCCCAUUUGGUGGCUAGGAAAGCCCUGUCUUUGUACCCGGCUACUUGCCGUUUCUUUGAUUUUCAGGCCUGGCUGUCUUCCAGGAUGUAACUUUCAUUGUUUGAUCUAAUGGAUUAUCUUUUGUCAAAAAAAAAAAACUAUCAGCUGCAAAAAAAGAAGAAGAAUAUAUUCAACAAACCAAGCCGCUUAUAAAAACACAUUAUAUUUAGUAGAGAACUACAAAUUCCUUGCGCUGCGUAUUGGUGAUAUUUUACCAAAUAUUCAAAGAGAUGAAUAAUGAAAGUCGCAAACUUCA
This is a messenger RNA of Linum trigynum, 2765 nucleotides long. The record is from the annotation of a GenBank genome assembly. NCBI's taxonomy places the organism in Eukaryota, Viridiplantae, Streptophyta, Magnoliopsida, Malpighiales, Linaceae.